UAACAGUCGCAAUAAAAAAGAGUUGACUCAACCGAGUUGCACACUCGUCGAACUCACCACUCACCAGGCGCCAAUUUCAAUCAAUCCAAUCCCUCCAAAGAUAAGGUUUUUACUCUUUCUUCGUCUUCUUCCCUUCUUUCUUUCUCCUCCAUUGUUGCACCUUCUUGAAGGAGAGAGAAAGAGAAAGGACUUUCUGCCAUUUCAAUUCAUAAUCUUCAAGAAAACUACAAACCCAGGAAAAAAUCUAGAAUCAGAAGAACAAAUAUGACGACAUUGCAAGCUUCCCUUUUCUUGAAACCCCCAAUUUCAAUCCGUUUACCCCCAUUUCAUCGUUUUCGCCCUCAAAUUUCUCAAUCUUUUACCCUAAAUUAUUGCAUCUCUCGCUCGCGCAAAUUGUCUAUUAAUUGUUGUGCAUUACAAAAUUCCGACUCAAUUGAAAAACCCAGUUCCUCAAAUUCUGAUUCUUCCCUUGAAUUUGAUGAUAGAAAUGGGGGUAAUUUUUCACAGGAGCUUGAAAACCCUAGUAUUAGUAAUAGUGGUGAUACUGAGGAGAGUGUUCUGACAAUUGGGGAGGGAGGAAUUGAAGGUGAUGAAGCAGGUUUUGUGGGGGAGAAAAGGGGGGAAGAAGGUAAGUUAGCAAUAGUGGUAUUUUUAGUGGGAAUUUGGGUAACUUUUAAAAAAAAGUUGGAGAAGAUUUGGUUAUCUGGGUGGUUGAGUUGGUGGCCGUGGCAGCAGGACAAGCGGAUGCAGCGUUUGAUCGCCGAGGCCGAUGCCAAUCCGAAUGAUGCCGCCUUGCAAAGUUCUUUGCUUGCUGAGCUCAACAAGCAUAGUCCUGAAUCUGUCAUCAAGCGCUUUGAACAAAGAGAUCUUGCAGUGGAUAGUAAAGGUGUCAUAGAAUAUCUUCGAGCUUUGGUGGCUACGAAUGCCAUCGCUGAGUAUCUUCCUGAUGAGCAGUCUGGGAAGCCAUCUAGUCUUCCUACAUUGUUGCAAGAGUUGAAACAACGUGCAUCGGGAAAUGCGGAGGAGCUUUCCUUAAACCCUGGAAUAUCUGAGAAGCAACCAUUACAUGUGAUGAUGGUUGAUCCAAAGGCGUCCAACAAAUCAUCGCGUUUUGCUCAAGAGCUGUUCUCGACUAUCCUCUUCACUAUUGCUGUUGGUUUAGUUUGGGUAAUGGGAGCCACGGCACUUCAGAAGUACAUAACUAGCUUAGGUGGUAUAGGAACCUCAGGUGUUGGAUCAAGUUCUUCAUACUCUACAAAGGAGUUGAGUAAAGAAGUUGUUCCAGAAAAGAACGUCAAAACUUUUAAGGACGUUAAAGGCUGUGAUGAUGCGAAGCAAGAGCUUGAGGAGGUGGUGGAAUACCUCAGGAAUCCUACAAAAUUUACUCGCCUUGGAGGGAAGUUACCAAAGGGAAUUCUUUUGACUGGAGCUCCUGGUACUGGGAAAACACUGCUUGCCAAGGCUAUUGCUGGUGAAGCUGGAGUGCCAUUUUUCUACAGAGCAGGUUCUGAGUUUGAGGAGAUGUUUGUUGGUGUUGGUGCUCGACGAGUGAGGUCCUUGUUCCAAGCAGCAAAGAAGAAGGCUCCCUGCAUUAUUUUCAUUGACGAAAUUGAUGCCAUUGGAUCAACAAGAAAACAAUGGGAAGGUCAUACCAAGAAGACCUUGCAUCAAUUGCUUGUUGAAAUGGAUGGCUUUGAACAGAAUGAGGGCAUUAUAUUGAUGGCUGCAACAAACUUGCCUGAUAUUCUGGAUCCAGCUUUGACCAGACCUGGCAGAUUUGAUAGGCAUAUUGUUGUUCCCAGUCCAGAUGUACGAGGUCGACAAGAUAUUCUAGAGCUGUAUUUACAGGAUAAACCAGUUGCUGAGGAAGUUGAUAUUAAAGCAAUCGCUCGUGGUACCCCGGGAUUCAAUGGGGCAGAUCUGGCAAAUUUGGUCAAUAUAGCUGCCAUCAAAGCCGCAGUUGAAGGCGCUGAAAAAUUGACAGCUUCUCAAUUGGAGUUUGCAAAGGACAGAAUACUAAUGGGUACAGAGCGAAAAACUAUGUUCAUAUCAGAAGAUUCCAAAAAGCUUACUGCAUACCACGAGAGUGGCCAUGCAAUUGUAGCUUUGAACACCGCAGGCGCUCAUCCAAUCCAUAAAGCAACAAUCAUACCACGUGGAUCGGCUCUAGGAAUGGUUACACAACUCCCUUCAAGUGACGAAACUUCAGUUAGCAAAAGGCAACUAUUGGCCCGUCUUGAUGUUUGUAUGGGAGGUAGGGUAGCAGAGGAGCUUAUAUUUGGUGAAGAUCACAUUACAACUGGAGCUAGCAGUGACCUUAGCACGGCUACAGAGCUUGCUCAAUAUAUGGUAACGUCUUGUGGGAUGAGUGAUGCAAUUGGUCCUGUUCAUAUUAAAGAAAGGCCAGGUUCAGAAAUGCAAUCCCGUAUUGAUGCAGAGGUUGUCAAACUCCUUAGAGAUGCAUAUGAUCGGGUGAAGGCUUUGCUAAAGAAGCACGAGAAGGCAUUGCACGCUUUAGCCACUGCAUUACGGGAGUAUGAAACACUUAGUUCCGAAGACAUAAAACGUAUUCUUCUUCCAUAUCGAGAAGAAAGUCGACUGAUAGAGCAGCAAGAACAACAAGAAGGGGAGCUUGUCUUGGCCUAAAAGUUAGGUUUCCCCUAUUACAGUAUCUGGUAUUGAAGAAAUAUGAAAGGAACAGAAUUAGUAAGAUCGAAAGGCCGACUGCUCGCGACAUGAUUGUAUAUUGUACACUAACAUACAAUGCAUUGAUACACAAAGGAAGCUAGGCUGCAGUUGAUUCAUUUUGCUGAUAGGCCAUCUUUGUUGUUGUAUUAUCUUAUGGAUUCGCCACGCUGAUCAUCACCACUUUUACCAUAAAACAGAAGAAUUAUGGGGCUUUCACUGUCUGGAGGAAAUUUUUUAUUUUUUUUUUGUUUGUUUAUUUUGAUAGAUUUAAUAGCAGAAAUUGUUUAUAUAGAUGGGUUAACAAAUUUUCUCCUUGGGCAACAAGCACAGCAACCCUCCACUUCAUUAUUUACGUAAUAUUCUUCAUGCUUCAAAUGUGGUACUUUCAAAAAAAAACAAUUGAAUAAGAAUGAAGUCUCAACA
Messenger RNA from Spinacia oleracea (spinach), 3111 nucleotides. Its product is annotated as ATP-dependent zinc metalloprotease FTSH 11, chloroplastic/mitochondrial. Gene Ontology annotation, cellular component: chloroplast; membrane. The record is from RefSeq and is a predicted model, not a curated record. Gene Ontology annotation, biological process: protein import into chloroplast stroma; proteolysis. The coding region runs from base 265 to 2646 and encodes 793 amino acids. NCBI's taxonomy places the organism in Eukaryota, Viridiplantae, Streptophyta, Magnoliopsida, Caryophyllales, Amaranthaceae. Gene Ontology annotation, molecular function: ATP hydrolysis activity; ATP-dependent peptidase activity; ATP binding. The transcript has 17 exons.